Molecule: messenger RNA, 160 nt
Organism: Dentiscutata heterogama
Lineage: Eukaryota; Fungi; Glomeromycota; Glomeromycetes; Diversisporales; Gigasporaceae
Source: the annotation of a GenBank genome assembly
UCCCUGAAUCUUUUUCUCAAAUGUUUGGCUUUGCUUUUUCCGAAGAGGAUAUCAGUAAAGCAAUUGAACAGCUUCAAAAUGAAAAGAAAAAAUUUAACAAAACUAAUAGAGAAAUUACUUCCAAUGAAAAUAAAAGAAAAUUAUCAUGUUCAUAUACUAU